AGAAGAAAUAAGGUAACCUUGCUAUUCCUCUCCCAAAUUUAGAGGAGGUUACACAUAUUUUAUCAUGAUGUUUGUCAAGUUCCAUUUAAUCUAAUAGAAUUCAUAAGGACGGCAAAAUAUCGUACGAACAAAAAUCGAUGUGUGUGUGCGGAGUGAUGAGGCGCAGAGCCUUAACCGUAUUCAUUCCAAUAAUUUAUACAUUAUACAAAAAAAUCUCAAAUUAAUUUCUGUAUCUCACAUUUUUGUUUCAUGAAGGCAUUCAUCCCUGACAAAUCGAAAGAAGAAAAAGCUGCCGAUGAACUGUUUGCGAAUUAUCCAGAGCUGGAAGCUCACUACAAAAAGUUGGUGAAUGAUCUAGAGCUGACGAUCACUGCCAACCGGUUCAUAGAGGAUGUGAACAAGCUGUGGAGCGGGGUGUCGAGUCGGCAUGGGGUGCUGCAGCAGUUUGUGGCAUUGGUGAAGGAGCAGAGGAGCACCAUAUCCACCCUCAACUCGGAGGUGGGAGACUGUCUGCGGUCGACCAAGGACAAGCAGGAUAAUGUCGAGAAACUCAAAAUGGAGAUAGAAAAAGCUUGGCGAACGGCCGACGCCACCCAUGUGGAAGCUCUGGAGAAUAUUGAGAAUCUCAGGCAACAGCUGUCCAGACUACAGAAUGAGAGAGGAGUCAAAUCAAAAUUAGACUUUGAUCAGAAUGGAGAGAGCAGGUUUAUGGCCUAUCAAAUUUACGAUCAGACUCCAGGACUCUUUCCUACGCUUAUUGUCAUUUUUUAA
Messenger RNA from Nilaparvata lugens (brown planthopper), 771 nucleotides. RefSeq lists its product as uncharacterized. The coding region runs from base 250 to 771 and encodes 173 amino acids. The record is from RefSeq and is a predicted model, not a curated record. Lineage: Eukaryota; Metazoa; Arthropoda; Insecta; Hemiptera; Delphacidae. The transcript has 5 exons.